Molecule: messenger RNA, 2931 nt
Organism: Ailuropoda melanoleuca (giant panda)
Lineage: Eukaryota; Metazoa; Chordata; Mammalia; Carnivora; Ursidae
Product: synapsin-1-like
Exons: 3
Coding region: 1-1134 (377 amino acids)
Source: RefSeq, a predicted model, not a curated record
AUGGCUCUUCCUCUUCUGGGAAGGGAAGAACCCACAACCGCACGAGUCCUGCAGGAUGCCCUAGGCACUGUGCUGUUACCACUGGGUGAACUGGAGCCGCAUUCCAUCUCGCCCAGACUGGAAGCGAAAGACACUCGUGGACCCCGAGUCGCCGGCGGGGAGAGCGAGAGCCCAGGUCCGGGGCGGACUAGGGCGUCCGCGGCUGGAAGGCCUGCCCGGAGUCCCCCGAACCCGCACCCCGGCCCUCUCGAAAGGGCCGACAGGUACGCACUCGCUUCCGGCGGGCCCCAAAGCUCCAGGAACCGGCAGGGGUGGGAGUGGGGGGUCGGGGAGGGCUCCCCCAGCCGCGAGGGACGCGCCCCACCCCGGGAGUGCCGCCCGCUUCCCCGAGCCAGGCCGCUCGGGAAGCGGGGCUGGCGACGCGGCCCGGCCCGAGGUGGGCCUCGCCUCUACUUACUGCUCCGGAGCCGGCCCCGCGUGGCGCGCCUCGCUUUCCCCGCCCCGAGCGCGGCCGCUGCCACCACCCGCCUUAAAGGGCCGGGAGCCAGCCGGGAGCCGGCAGCGCGGGCAGGCAGCGGAGGUGGGCGGCGCGCGCGCCCGGAGACACGCGUUUCCGGUCCCUCCUACCCCGGGCAGGUGCUCCCGGUGCGCCGCAGGGCGCGGGGCGCAGGUGUGCUGGGCGCGCGCCGGAGGAGGACGCUGGUGAGGAGGGGUUCCGGCCUCCCUCCGGAGGGUCCCCAAGUAUUCGGGCCGCCAAAUCAGUUUCCCGGACGCCGAGGGCAGCGUGGGCGAGGAGCGCGAGCGGAGCGAGGUGCGGAGCCGCGGAAGCAGAAUAGUCCUGACACAUUCAGUCUGGGCUGGUCCCUUGAACAAAGGAGAUGUAAAGUCGAGCCAGCGCCGGGCAUCCUCGGUUUGCACGGAGUGUGUAUGGGGAAGCUGGUCGCAGGGAGCAGCAGGGGCUCCCCUGGCCACAGUCUUUCCUGGCUGCACCUGGCUUCUCGGAGCCUCUGGGACAUCAGCGUAACCGGAGAAUACAUUUCCUUUUCUUGCUUAAGCUGCCUUGAGGGCCCAAUGCACACCUCGAGAAUCAUGGGAGUCGUAAUGAAUCGUGUGUUUUCCGUUGUUUGUUUUUAGGAAGAAAAAGUACACAGAAUAUAAACAUUCAAUAAGGUCCUGGUAUAUAAUUCAGAGAUAGCUAGCUUACUGUCCUAUUUGCCAAACAACAAAUACGAUCCUAACAGUUGAACAUGUGUUCAAAAGACAAAAGUCUCCUCUCCACGCUCGGGUCAACAGAUGACCUGAGUUGGCACAGAUCCUGAUAUAUGUUGAUGGCAUGGAAGCGUGAUCUCCGGCGACAUCUUUCUGCCCACUCUAGGAUGAAGAGGUGGCCCUUCUGCAUACCAAAAGUACCAGCUCUGGGGCACCUGGGUGCCUCAGUCGGUGGUGCCUCAGACUCUUGGUUCGGGCUCAGCUCAUGAUCUCAAGGUCCUGGGAUCAAGCCCCGUGUCGGGCUCCAUGUUCAGUGCAGAGUCAGCUUGGAAAAAAAAAAAAAGGUACCAUCUCUGUGGAGGUGCAGUGCGAGAGUUGGGGUUUAGAGUUGCAGGACUUGAACUCUAGCUCCCCUCUCGCUAGUCCCAGAUCAUGCAGCCUUGGGCAAGGCACUGCCACUCCCAUGUUUUCCAUUUUCUCACCUGUAAAUGGGGCUGAUGAUAAUCCCCACCUCGCUGGGCUUGCUGUGAGCAUCAGAGGAGGGGAGGUACAUAAAAGGGAAUUCGCAUCUCUGUGCCUCAUUCUCCUCCUCUGCAAAAGGAGGAUCUUAUCACAAGGCAGAGGCCGCAGGCUUGAUGUGAGGAGGAAGGGGUUCCCUCUUGCUCAGUGCUGACAACAGUGCCUGACCCAAAGUGAGCACUCACUAAAUCUUUGUUGUUACUGAUCCCUUCACUGUUGCCCCAGCUUUUUCCUACUUAAUGGAAUUGACGACCUUCCUGCCUUUCGGUGCCCAUUGAAAAAUUCUGUUCAACGUUCACUUAAUCUCAGAUGGUUGCGAUGACCAGAGUGUCCUCAAGGGGCUGGCCCUGGCAGGGCACUCCCCAGGCAGAAGCCCUGUCUUGGUGCAGGACACUGCCGCCUCUGGGGCUAACAGCCAGCUGCCAACACCUGGCCUGCUCAGGACCAUUAGAGCUUUGCAUUUCAAUGGCUCCCAUUGCCUACAAGUUCACGGCAUCCAGUUCAAAGACCUAAUUUUUUCUUUAUAUCCCGCCUUGUUCCAGAGGGAGAUGCUCCGUGAUCUCUCACUACAAAACUAGACCUUCAAAGUUGUCUUAGGACCCAGACCCCAUUGUCAGCUCAAUUUGGUCAUGUCAUCCGUUGGUUUGAUGGGGAUCUCUCCAGCGGGCAUCUACUCGGUGCUGGGCACAGGAGUGCAGUCGUGGAGGCCUCAGUCUUAGGGUCUUAGGUUCAGCCGGGGCUCCAGCCUAUGAAGCCCGUGGAUUAGUUGCCUAGAGCUGCCACAGCACAGUACCACAAACUGGGAGGCUUAUAGAAAGCAGAAAUGUAUUUUUUCCCAGUUCAGGAGGCUAGGAGUCUGAAAUCAGGGUGUAGUCUGGGCCAUAGUCCCUCCAAAGGCUCUAAGGGAAGAAUCCUUCCUUGCCUCUUCCCACUUCUGGUGGCCCAUGGCCUUCUUUGACUCAUAGCAGCACUAGCCGCACCCCCCCCCAUCUCUGCCUCCAUCUUCACUUGGCCGUCUUCUCCCCGGGUCUCUGUAUCUCCAAAUCUCCCACUCUUUAUAAGGACACCAUUGCAUCCAAAUAAAGUCACAUUCAUGGGUACUGGGUGUUAAGACUUCAAUAUAUCUUUCGAGAAGACACAAUUCAACCCAUAGCAGCCAAAGCAGCAAGAAACAAACAAAUGAGGGCAAAAUUUAAAUGAAAA